Aphis gossypii (cotton aphid) is the source of this 2448-nucleotide messenger RNA. RefSeq lists its product as uncharacterized. The transcript has 9 exons. The record is from RefSeq and is a predicted model, not a curated record. The coding region runs from base 285 to 1799 and encodes 504 amino acids. NCBI's taxonomy places the organism in Eukaryota, Metazoa, Arthropoda, Insecta, Hemiptera, Aphididae.
UACUGUUGAAUCGUUUAUUAUAUCAUAAUUUAUGGCUGAUUCAUUGAGUUGAAGAAUGUACAUUGAACAAUGUUACUUUUUAAAAAAAUGACUUUUUAAUUUUUAUAAGCUACAAGCUUAGAUCAGAAAUCCUAAACACGAUGAGUUAUUUUACAGAAUUUGAUUCGUCCGUUUUUUAAUUAUAAUUACACAAUUAUACAGACCGUUGUUGGCUUAAAUCUCUGUAACUAAGUAGGUAAAGAGAUUCCACCUUAUAAGUACAACGUUGUAUCGAUAACUUAACUAUGGAUGAUUUUUUGCGACUUGUGACUUCAGAUUUUGAACACAUAGCAUCUAAUACUGGGUUUCGAUUCAAUCAAUAUAAUGGAUCGGUUGAUUGGGAAUAUUUAGAAGAAUUUGUCAUUGGUGAUAUAGUUGAUAACGCUGAUGUAAAGAGUUUGUCAAAGCUUGUAGCCAGUGUUCUUAGUUACAAUAUUGAAAAAAUGAGUGUGUCUAAAAAAAUUUUUCGUCUUUCACAAUUGAUAAUAGACUUUUUGUUACAUUACAAAAACCAUUCAACUUUUAAGUUCAAUGAAAAAGUAGAUUCAAUGGCACUUUGUGAGUUAUGUGGAAAGAUGUUCAUGGAUAAUUCUUAUUUGAAAUAUCAUUGUUUCCGUCGACAUAAACUUAACUCAUGCACUUUUACAAAUUCUCUAGACAAUGAAUAUGUUGAUAGUUUAAAAUCAGAAAUCCUUCAACUUCAAACUCAAUUGAAAGAAACUACAUUAACUCUUGAGAAUAAAUUAAAAAAUUCUCAAAUGUACUUUGAUGAACAUGACCUAAAUAACUGUAAUUUUGUUCAUAAAAAUAAAUUAUCAUACCAUUUAAUACCUCAACCCUAUGAUAACCCUAUGCAGAUACAAGAAAUGUAUUGGAAACAAAAAUAUGAAAGCUUAGAAGAAAAUUAUAAUACUCUUAAAAAUGAAUAUGAAAAAAGUCAAAGUUCUACUAAAUCUAAAACUAUUUUAGAUCAUAAAUAUCAACAGUGUGAUUUUUAUAAAUCUGAAAAAUCCUCAAAGUGUAUACAGACAAAUAUUUUAAUUGAAAAAUCAACACCUGUAUGUUCUCCAAAACGACCACCUCGGAGAAUUGAUGUAAUACCUGUGGAUGAUUAUAAAGGAAUCUGUAGUAUGGAUAUUUCAGAUAUAGAUCAAACAAAUUUAGAUGGUUAUCAGUGUAAUGAUAAUUUAAGCUCAGACAAAGAUUUUUAUGAAUUAAAGAAAUUAAGACUGGAAGCUCGUAUGAAUAUUGAUGAUAACAAUGUUUGUGAAAAUUUGUCAGAGCCUUUGUUGUCUUCCGACUUAGUAAACAGUAUAAAAAUUGUACUGAUACUUGGUCAAACUCGAGUUAAUGAAUUAUUUAAAAAUGUCCCAUUAAUGGAUUUAAUAAAAUUUGAAAUUAAAGAUUUAGUUAACAAAAGGUUGGAAGAUCAUUAUAGUUUUGUGGAUGGGAUGGAUGAGAGUGUAGAGCAGGAUAAUUGUUUACAUGAAAAGAUUGAAAAUCAAAUGUGUUCUGAAGUUUCUAUUUGUGAAGACAAUAAAAAUGAAUCACAUAGUUCUCCUGAAAUUGAUUGUAAUAAAACUUCAGUUAAAAAAAAUAAAACAGUUAUGUCAAAAUUAAAAAAGAAAGCAAAGCGCCUUAGCAAUAUAUUUUCUCCAAGUACAAAAACUAAAAUAAUAGAAGUACAACCAUCUACCACACAAGACCCUGAAAUUUCACAAUCAAAUGAACAAUGUAAUAAUGAUAAUGGUAAUGCAUGACUUCCAUAAUGACAUGUAUGCAUUAUUAUCAUAAUUAUAAAAAAAAAUACACAUGAAUCAAUAAAUAUUUUUAAAGAAAGUUAAUUAUAUUAUGUAUUUAUAUUUUUUUUUGAAAAUAAAGUUUUAUUUUUUGUUAUAUUAAGUACUUAUUGCAUAACUUUUUAUAAAAAUUUUCAUUUAUUCAAUUAAUUUAACUGGUUAUGUUUAGUACAAUUUCUCACUUUCAGUUAAUUUCUGUGAUAAAAUAAAAAACUAUAUUGUUUUGAAUAAUAUAAUAAAAUAUUUAAUUUUAUUGUGUUUUUAUAAUGUAAAUUGUAAGGUUAAUAAUUUUUUAAUUUUAUUAAUCAGAAUAUUUUAUAAAAAUGCUGGUUUAAAAAUUGAUGUAGAAUGUUAUUAUUAUAAAUACAAGGCCUUAACUACAUGUCUACAUUGGACAUUGGUCAAAGUAGACUGUUAUUAAUUUAUAAACAUUUAAAGUUCAGAUUAUAUUAUAAGCAAUGUAAUAUGAAGGCUUCAAGAAAAACCAUAAAAUUAAUUGUAUACUAAUCUGUUUCUCCACUUUUAAAAUUAGCCUAGUUAGUCAUAGAAUGCCUUGCAGUUUAUAUUUACUAUAAUAAAUUAUAGUUUAUAACUAAGAUCUGGAUUUAAA